UACAAAUAAUAAUAAAAGAAAAAGUCUAGUUUAGCAUAUACGAUUCGUUCCUCCUGGUAUUAUAAAGCAGGAAAAACACAGAAGUGGGGUAGUAGUAGGUGAGAUUCAUUCGGAUCCCUCGCUUCCGAUCACUCACAUUUCUGUGAGAUUCAAACCCAAACUCAUGGCUACUACCACGUUACGCUUAUACCUAACCUGCAUUCGCAACACACUCCAUGCCGCAAUGUGCCUUCAGAAUUUUCCUUGUCAAGAAGUUGAAAGACAUAACAAACCAGAGGUUGAACUCAAGACUAGCUCUGAACUCCUUCUCAAUCCUGUUUUGAUAUGCCGUAAUGAGGCUGAGAAAUGCUUAAUAGAAACGUCUAUCAAUUCACUAAGGAUAAGUCUUAAGGUGAAGCAGGCUGAUGAACUUGAAAACAUAUUGACGAAGAAGUUUCUUAGAUUUUUGUCAAUGAGAGCUGAGGCUUUCCAAGUACUGAGGAGAAAGCCUGUGCAGGGAUAUGAUAUUAGCUUCCUUAUUACAAAUUACCAUUGUGAGGAGAUGCAGAAGCAAAAACUCAUAGAUUUUAUAGUGCAAUUUAUGGAGGAUAUUGAUAAGGAGAUAAGCGAGCUCAAAUUAUCAGUGAACACACGGGGGAGGCUCGUGGCUACAGAGUUUCUGAAGCAGUUUAUCUGAUCCUUUGGACAGAUAGAAUUAGAACUACCAAGUCCUUGUAUAUUGUACUGUUUCAAAUCUAGUCCCACCAUCUUUCUGAUUACCAAUGCUCGUGUCUUAUUGACAUUCAGAAGUUAGUGCAGAAUAGUUUCUGUAGAGGGAAAUAUAAAUAUUAAAUCAAAUUGGAAUGUUAUGUCUUUAUUAUAAAUAGUUAUCACACCUAAUGUCUUUUGCACUUGUACUAGUUUCGGAUUUGAAUUCCACGUGUAAGACUCUAUUUGACAAGAGACAUUUUUAAGUUUAUGGCAUAUAGCUUAUAAGCUCUUAUAAUUUA
Messenger RNA from Lathyrus oleraceus (garden pea), 989 nucleotides. RefSeq names its product actin-related protein 2/3 complex subunit 4. NCBI's taxonomy places the organism in Eukaryota, Viridiplantae, Streptophyta, Magnoliopsida, Fabales, Fabaceae. The record is from RefSeq and is a predicted model, not a curated record. Gene Ontology annotation, cellular component: actin cytoskeleton; Arp2/3 protein complex. Gene Ontology annotation, biological process: actin filament polymerization; Arp2/3 complex-mediated actin nucleation. Gene Ontology annotation, molecular function: actin filament binding. The transcript is spliced from 8 exons. Bases 164 to 676 code for a protein of 170 amino acids.